This is a messenger RNA of Pogona vitticeps (central bearded dragon), 7550 nucleotides long. The record is from RefSeq and is a predicted model, not a curated record. Lineage: Eukaryota; Metazoa; Chordata; Lepidosauria; Squamata; Agamidae.
CCUCUCCCUGCUCCCUGAUGGGCCUUCCUUCUUCUUUUGAUGGAUCCAAUCCUCUCUCGGCUGUGGGCUUGCAUUCGUAGCUCCUUGCUAAUUGCUCAGCGCACCGUGCUCGGAAUGAAAGAGGCAGAUCCCUCGCACUGGGCUGUCGAGAGAAAGAGAUGCAACCGGCGUUCAGCCCACCCUCCUCCCUGCACAGAAGAAAACAGAUUAAAAAUAAAGCACCCCCUUUCGAGAGGUGAUUGAUGCCAGAUCUGUCGUUCCAGAUUCUUCAGCGUCGGGUGCCGAAGCAAGGAGAGGAGAGAGGGAGACGACGCUGUUGCAUUUGAUCUAAUCUGUGGCCACGCUACGCGCUGAAGAACGGAAAGGGGGAAAAAAUAAUAAAAGAACGAGGAAGUGCAAAAAAAGGCGGACGGAGAGAGACCGAGGGAUUGAAGACCACAAGGGGGAAAAGCUUGCAGAUAACAAGGCCCGGCCAUGCAGUCCUUUCGGGAAAGGUGUGGUUUCCAUGGCAACCAGCAGAACUACCAGCCGACUCCUUCACAAGAUUCAUCACGCCUGGAGAAUUACAGGCAUCAAAGCCAGGCUGGGCCGCACUGCGAACGUCAGAGGCUGGUGGCGAAAGAGUACUACAGUCAGCAACAGCAACAACCGCCGCCACCGCCACCGCCGCCCCCUCCGUUGCGCAAUCAAGGGUACGGCGAAAACAGCGCCGUGGAGAAGUAUCACCGAGGAAAUAAGCAAUUGCGCGGCCAGCCGCUUCCGAGCCGGACGGCAUCCUUCCCGAACUAUGCUAUCCAAGAGAACAGCCCCUAUCCGGCCCGUUACUCCGGAGAGGAGAGCUUGCCGUCUUGGGGGUCUCCGCCACCGCCUCAGCAAGCGCCGCAGACGCUACCGGGAGGAGUGGCGAAAUACGAGGAAAACCUGAUGAAAAAGUCGGCCGCUUCGUCCGGCAGCCGGCCGUACCACGAUCCGAGCCCUCAGCUCCCGUUCCGGACUCACUCGUUGCACCUCCCGCAGCCGCCGCCCCCGCCACCCCCACCGCCGCAGUCUCCCCUGACGUACCCCAAGCUGCCGAGGCCAAAGCUCCAGAACGACGUGUCUCCCCCGGUGUCGUUCUCGCAGAGUGUCCACUUUACCCAGCACUCCCAGUCAUUCCCGGCCUCCUCGACUUACACCUCUGUUCAAAGUGGGGGCCAAGCCGCUCAUUCCUACAAAAGCUGUGGUGCCCCCUCGGCACCACCGCCGCCUCCGCCGCCACCACAUGAAAGGACUCUUGCCAAUAGCGCGAACUUGCCCUCUGGGCAACGGGUCCCAAGCCUCCAUGGCUACCAACCUAACCGAAUUAGUUAUGACCAACAACAACAGCAACAGCAGCAGCAGCAGCAGCAGCAACAACAACAACAACAACAACAACAGACAAAGCCAGGGAGACACCACGCCCAGGAGGCCCUUCAUUAUCAAAACCUAGCAAAAUACCAACACUAUAACCAGCCCGGACAGAGCUACUGCCAAGCCGAUGGACCAGUGAGGACACCAGACCAGUAUUAUCAAACAUUUAGCCCCGGUUCUGGUCACUCUCCAGCUCGUUCCGUCGGGAGAUCCCCGUCUUACAGCUCUACUCCUUCCCCGUUGAUGCCGAACUUGGAGAACUUCCAGUACAGCCAGCAGUCGUUGAGCACAGGGGCCUUCCCAGCAAGCCUCGCUGACCACAGCCAUUUUAUGCCUUUGUUGAACCCGUCGCCAACGGACGGGGCCAGCCCAGACACCCAACCGCCGGGGAACUGCAAGAACUUGCCGAAAGAGAAAAUCGCCGAGAACCUCUUGUCGGAUCUGAGUCUGCAAAGUCUCACGGCCCUCACCUCGCAAGUCGAAAACAUUUCCAACACUGUCCAGCAGCUUCUCCUAUCCAAAUCCACCGGGAUGCAACAGAAGAAAAGUCUCAAGACUUCACCAAGGACACCAGAACAGCUGAAAGGCCAGCACUGUAGCCCAGAGGGUAAUAAUUAUUCUGCCGAGCAAGCUGGGACUCCCCACUCAGACGCACUCGGCACCCCACAGUCGGUCCACGCUGAAACCCAGGAUGCCGAAUACCUAAGUGGAUCCGAAGAUCAACUGGAAAGGGGUUUCCUCUACUGCAAUCAGAGCCGCAGCCCCGCGCGCGUCAAUAGCAACUCCAAGGCGAAACCAGAGUCCGUCUCGACAUGUUCGGUGACGUCUCCUGAUGACAUGUCGACCAAGUCAGACGAUUCCUUCCAGAACAUACACACCAGCCUCCCACUGGACACCUUUACCAAGUUUGUGGCCAACGACAGGGAUUGCCCCAGACUGCUCCUCGGCGCCCUUUCUCAAGAGCAGCUUGCCUCCGAGAUCAUUGGGUUGCAAGAUGCGAUCAACGAGAAAGCCGACAAAGGGUGGGCCAAUUCCCCUGCUUCAAACAAAGACCCCAAAAAACCCUCUUUCCACUUGGAGAACCACAGGGCCUGCCUGGACUCCGUGGUCAAAAAUCCGUGGACCAAUCAAGGGGAUGCGAAUCCGCUUGCUGAGUCCUUAAAGGUUGACAAGGCCUUGGGGGGGAAUAAUGAGAAGAAUUUUACAGAGGAGGUUUAUGACAGCUCCCAGGUAGCCUUUACCACAGCAGAGACAAAGGGUUCUCUGAAAACGACCGGCUCAGUAAGUUACAACUCCAAACCCAACAUCUCCGUGGCCACAUCGAGCUCGGAGGCCACCAGUUUCAGCUGCUAUUCGAACGCCACCGCCAAUUCGGUAGGUUCUGAAAACGCCAUGGAGAAUUUCGACUGGCCAGAUGAAAACCUCAGUGACACAUGGAAAGAGCUGGGCUCAAGCCUCCAAGCCUCCGACCUUUCCAAGAGUCUGUUCUCCAGCAAACUGAGCGAGACUUCGGAAGAGAAAAAAAAUGCGUGCUGCCUGAGCCUUUGUGAAACAGAGGAGCUGGCUGGGGCCGAGCAAAUGGAAGGCUUUGAGCAGCAGCAACAGCAGCAGCAGCAGCAGCCCGACAAAAGGGACAACGUAACGUACGACGAGGCCACCAGAACCGACAGCGAACGAUGGCUAGAGGACACCGCCAGGCACUCUUGUUCAGGAGAAGACUUCAGUGAACUCCCAAUGAUGUCCUCCCCGGACCUUAAAGAAUCGGAUUUGGAGCCAGAAGAGUAUUCGUCUCUCUGCGAACUGGCUGGUUCCGAGCCAAAGUCCAUGACCUACGAUGCAUUCACACCUAAGCCGGCGGAAAACGCUCCAGCCCUUUCCUUCCAAGACACGCCAGGUUCAGCUGAAGAAACCGCACACCCAGUUGAGAAAGAGAGCACGGGUUCUUUCCGUUUGUCCGAUCCAUCCGUUAUCCUCUUAGGCCCAACGGUGGGCACAGAGACAAAAGUGAAGAGUUGGUUUGAAUCUUCUCUGCCUCACCUGAAGCCUACCGAGGAAAUUGCUGGAGAAGGAAAUGCCUUUCCGGAUAAGGCGGAGGCGCCGGCUGCCUUACCAGCGAAAAGACAGGUUUCACCAGAAAAGAUGCCAAUAGUAUCUGAACCAACGUCCAGAGGCAAAAGUCUUCGCAGUAAGAAAGUAUACUGCAGGCUCUCUGGGGGAGAAGAACCCAUCCAGCCCAUAUCGAGCCCAUGUACAGGCAUCCAGGCGGCUGGCAUGGUGGCCAACAUGUGUGCUGGGCCAAACAAUCUGAUGGAAAUGCCAAGCAAGAACCCUCAUGGCCAGACACCCAGGUUUCCAGCCGAAGGAUUACCUGCAAGGAUGUGCACCCGCUCGUUGACUGCAUUGACCGAACCGAGGAUGCUGGAUCCUCUGGAGGGGGCAAAGGCUUCGACCCCUCAAGAUAAGUUGCGCAAGAAGCCGGUUUGCGUUCUGAAACAGAGGGCUGCGUUCAAGUCCAGAAAGCCUGGUGGUAAACCGUCCCCAAAGCCCAGCCACCCGGCUCCUCCGGGGUUGUCGACUCUGGCCCCGAUCGAAGACCCUCUUGGUCAUAAGAUCAAAGAAGCUGAUUCUGUGGAAGCGGAAGUGAAAGAUCAACAGUCGAUGAUCCUUCGCUCCAGGACCCGGACCCAGGAGGUCUUGUACACAAAGAGGCGAAGAGAGAAAAACAUGGUGGACACUGAGGUCAAGAAUUCCAAACUACCUAGGAACGCUUUCCCGAAUAACCACCUGCCGGGUUCCUUCAAGAUCGGCUCCCAAAGCAAGUCUGAGAAAGAUAGCAAACUGGGUAAACGAGUGAAGCUCUCUAAAACCAGGCCAGACCUGGGUAGCAGGAUGCCCGAACCAUCGCUUCAUGCCCUGAAAAGAAAGUCGGCCUUCAUCCCCCCGGUUCCGGCGAAAAAGCGGAACCUGGUUCUGAGGAGCACCAGCCACAGCAGCAGUACGAGUAGCAUGAAGGACGAGAAGCCAGAGGUUUCCCCUGGACUGUUCAAGAGGAUGCCCCUGUCGGCCCAGAAGGCGAAAGUGAAGCCACUGACCAAGAAUUCCUGUGAAGCCCUGCUGAAGGCCGCUCAGGUGAAAGAAAACCCUGGCAGCGUCUGCCUCAAAAUCACCUCUCGGGCUGCCUUCCAGGGAACGGUGAAGACCAAAGUGCUCCCCCCGAGGAAGGGCAGAGGCUUAAAGCUGGAAGCCAUCGUCCAGAAGAUCACCUCCCCCAAUCUGAAGAAGUUUGCCUGCAAAACGCCGGCCGUCGCCCUCGCGUCCGCUGUCCUCACCACGGCCACCACCUCCCACAGUAAUCCUCUCAGCCCUUCCCUACCGGAGAGGGAGCAAACCGCCAAGAAUGCCGGCGUAACCCCGGCCGCCGUGGGGGAAGCUCGGCCAUUAAACCAGGCCUUGUCACAAAAGGCUCCCGCCGCUCCGGCAGCCGAGCAAUUAUGCAGGAACCCGAACAACAGAUCCUUCAGAGGAAAACUAAUGAACAGUAAGAAACUGUCCUCCAACUGUUUCAAGGGUGAGGCCUAUUCAUCUCCCGAGGCAUUGCAGCACGGCAGCGACGGCAUGGCUGCCAGCGGCAUCGCCCUGCUGCCCAAGAAAAGAAACCGAAAGGGGAAAGCGGCCGCCUUCCGGGGAGCCAAAAAUAGCUUGGAGACUUGCCCUCACCUGAGCCCGCCGACGACGCUGCUUCUGGCAUCCCGAGAGAAGUCUGCGGCGGCGGUUGCAACGGCAGCGGGCGAUUCCGGGAAAGGCGAAGAAGGACAAAGGGAAGGGAAAAAGCCAAAGGGUGAAGACAAAGGCUUUGGCAAUGCCGAGAACUCGGAAAGGAGGCCCUCGCAGGCCCAAACCCGGGGGCACAAGCAGCGAGCCAACCAUUCAAACUAUAACGGCUACACAAAGAGACAAAGGAAGCACCUCAGCAGCCGGAAGGCCCAGGGCGUGCCGUCGCGGUGUAAGAGCAGGUCCAAAAGGCGGCACAUGCAACAGGCCCCUCUGCUGAGCCCGGCCGAACCCGAAAUCCGGCUCAAGUACGUGUCGUGCAAGCGGCUGCGGACGGACAGCCGGGCACCCCCUUUCGCCCCUUACGUCUGGAUGGAGAAGCAUGGUGAGUUCGUCACCACCUGCACCGUCGUCAACUUCCCCGCCGAAGAGGCCCGGCUCCACAGCGAGCAGUGCUCGUCCUCUCUGUCCGCCCAGACCGGGCACUUCGGCGCCACAUGCCUGCAGCCCCGAGCCAUCCUACCUCUGUCGUCCACCAUGCAUCUCGGCCCUGUGGUCUCCAAGGCCCUCAACGCCACCUGCUUGGUUUGUUGCCUGUGCCGGAACCCCGCCAACUACAAAGACCAAGGGGAUCUCUGCGGGCCCUAUUACCCUGAGGACUGCUUGCCCAAAAAGAAGUCGAGGCUGAAAGAGAAGAUCAAAGUGGAGGGGAUGGGCGAGGAGCCUCCUUCGCCUGCUCCGGCGGAGAGACUGUUCAAAGCGACGGAUAAUAAUUGUGCGACGGGCGCGUUGGGUGGAAAGCCGCCAAGGUUGGACGGUGGCGCUGACUCAGCGAAACAGAGCGCACUCCGCUCCAGUUCGAGGGGAAUGUUUAGGAAACUACAGAGCUGCUACUGCUGCGAUGAGAGGACAGAGGGAGAGGAGGCGGCAGCAGCAGCAGCAGCAGCCACCGCGGAGAAACCCAGGAGGCACGAAUGUGGCAAAUUUGAGUCGCCGGCGGCGGAUCCCGUCGGAGAUACGCAGGAGCACUGGGUUCACGAAGCCUGCGCUAUAUGGACAUCUGGGGUUUACCUGGUGGCAGGGAAGCUCUACGGACUGCAGGAGGCAAUAAAGAUGGCUGCUGACGUGCGAUGUUCCAGCUGCCAGCAAAUCGGAGCCACGGUGAGCUGCUGCCACAAAGGAUGUGGCCAGACCUUCCACUACACAUGUGCCGUCGACACAGGUUGCUCGUUAGCCGAAGAGACCUUCUUGCUGAACUGCCCCAGACAUAAGAAGCAGCAGCCUUCGUCGUCGUCAUGAACCUUCAGAGCCUGGGGAAAGGGGGAAUUCGUCAUUUUGGCACGCGGCUGCCCACGGAGAUGAACUCCACAGGGGAGCGGCAAAGAGAAUGUAACCCGGCCAUGUUGCCCUCCUCUCAGACCCCACCAACUCCUCACGUCCACACUUCCUAUUUUUGCAAUAGUGUUUCUACUGUGAACGGAUCCGGGCCCCCGUGCAGAAUUCCUGGCCCCAGGAUCUCGCUUCUGCCUGCUCCGGUCUGUCUCUCUCUCUCUCUGGGGUUCCCCGUGCUCCGAGCUCAAACUUAAAGGGGAACGGGACUCUGGCCUUGCUCCGAACCGGAUCUCGGGAACUGGACUCGAUCCCAUGGCAAGGUGGCAAUAGGAAUUGGGCUCUGGGUUCUAAUCUCCACCUGUGGAAUUCGUUGGAGAGCUGUUCCAGGUUGGCACACAUACCCACACACACAAGCAACCACACCCACACACAACAAAAAACCCCACUUCCAGCUCCCCCCCCUUCCUGGUUCUGUCCCUUUUCCAAAUGCUACUACGAGCCAGUUCAGGAGAGGAGAGGAACUCCAGUUCCGGGUUUUUAAUUCCUCCUCACCUCCUUUUCUUCCUUCACUAAGGAGCUGUAACCAAUACUGAUAAGGAACCCUCUCCUGCCUGGGACGCCGGCAACUCACAAAACCUGGCCUGGAGCGUGUGUCCCGACCCCCUCUCCUUCUAGAGAACAAUGAGCAUCAUGCCUCCUGUCUGCAGAACCAGAGCCUGUGGGAGAGACGUGAUCGGAGAGCAUGCCGUCCGCACCACACAUCCUCGGGCCAGCGCCACCCGUCUCCGCCCGGUUCCCAAACUCUCUUCCUGCACCCCGGAGAGGGGAAGGCAGUGGGUCUCCCGCUGUCUUCGGCCGCCUUCUCUUCCUCUCGAAGCGCCGGCGGACUCUCGAGAGCUCUCCGAGCCCUCCGUUAAUCGUUCUUUUCUGAUCUGAUCUAUUUUUGCCUUCAGCAGACCUCACGGUGCGUGUGCGUGUAUGUGUGUUUCUGUAUCUAUAUGUGAUCAGCGUGUAAAAAGAAGCACCCUGAUGUUUUUUUUAAAAAAAACAACAACGCC